Messenger RNA from Ostrea edulis (European flat oyster), 2723 nucleotides. RefSeq lists its product as uncharacterized. Bases 95 to 1597 code for a protein of 500 amino acids. The transcript is spliced from 7 exons. The record is from RefSeq and is a predicted model, not a curated record. NCBI's taxonomy places the organism in Eukaryota, Metazoa, Mollusca, Bivalvia, Ostreida, Ostreidae.
AUAACUGUAGAAUGACCAAGAAAGUGAAAGUAGAAUUCACUUACAGUGUACACGUAAACUUCCUGAUACAAUAUAUCCAGUCCGUUGAAUAAAAAUGCAGGGCAUGUACAGUACGAGAAGUCCAGCCGUAAAGAGACUGAUGAAAGAAGCGCAGGAACUCAGUGAAGCUACCGAACAGUACUACGCACAGCCUUUAGAUGAUAAUUUGUUUGAGUGGCACUUUACAAUAAGAGGUCCCUCCGACUCAGAUUUCGGUGGGGGUCUCUAUCACGGGAGGAUCGUCCUUCCACCAGAUUAUCCCAUGAAACCCCCAAGUAUCAUUCUUCUGACACCCAAUGGGAGGUUUGAGACCAACAAAAAGAUUUGCCUCAGUAUCUCGGGACAUCAUCCAGAAUCGUGGCAGCCAUCUUGGUCUAUCAGGACAGCACUGCUCGCCAUUAUUGGGUUCAUGCCUACUCACGGUGCAGGAGCCAUAGGGUCACUGGACUACACAUCAGAGGAAAGAAAGAGGCUCGCUAACAGGAGCAAAGAAUGGAAGUGUUCUACAUGUGGAAAUAUAAGUUGCAUACUGAAGGCAAUGACAGAAGAGACCGAGGAAUCUAAAAAGACUUCUGAAGAAGCUAAAGAACUAGCCAGCCAAAUCAAUUUUCAGGCUGAGAAAAAACAGGAAGACAGUGCAAAUAGGAAAAGUGGGGAGACAACUCCCACACCGUCUAUACAACAACCAAAUCCUCAGAUGCCAGCGAACACACCAAAUCCCUUCCUAGGUGGUGGAUUUCCAUUUCCAUCUCCACUCAUGUGCAUGCCCAAUACGUCUCCUUUUCAGAUGCCUCAAGGAGUGGUAGGUAAUGCCACUGUGCCACGCUUCCCUCCCCCUCCCCCAUUUAUACCAGGAAUGUUUCCCCCAGGCAGUGGUCAAAAUGCUUUUAUGCAACAGUGGCAAAUGAACCCUUUUAUGAUGGGCAGGUUUCCAGUUCCUCCAGCAAUGUUUCCUGGACAGUUGCCCUUUUCUUUGCCCUCCCAGCAAUUUACAUUUGCCCCAUCACCUGCAUCACGAAGUGGUAUACCUGGGAGUCAGUCGGAGACUCCAAGCAGUAGACCUCAAUCCAGUCCUGUGUCUGCUGCAGUGAAGCCUCAGACAACAGGUGUCACCACCUCUCAAAACGCGUCCCAAAAUAUCCCGAAUAAAAACUCGUCAUCUUCUACAGAAGACAGUGUGUCUAAUGAUGUUAAAGAAUCGAGUGCCCCUAGUGAAAUCUCUACCCAAGGAUCUGAAAAUCCCAAGCAAGAACCAGAGAAAUGUCCACCAGGGACCGAGUCAAUCCCAGAAUCCUCUACAUCAUUGCCACAGCAACCAACACCUCAAAGGUCAAAUGAGGGAGUGAGACAGAGGUUGGUGGAAGAUAAUGAGGCGGUAAGACGGACAAUACCGACAGGAAGAGUGGGACAAAGUGCUGAGCUGAGGGACUACCAGACCAGGCAAUCCGGCCUCAGUGUAUCCAGUCUCAUAAUAUUCAUCAUUGGAUUAACAAUAGCAGUACUUCUAAUACGGCGUUUCUUCUUGUCACGAAACUGGAGGUUCUACUAUGGUGUAUGAAUACAUUCAGUAAGGGAGUGGAAUUAUGUAAAUGGGGAUGUAUGCUCUGCAUGUUGCUUAGUGGUUGUUUAAUUGUGAUAAUUCUAGCGGCUAAUAAUGCUUUGAAUAGACUUUAUUUUAAUGAAUUUAAAUUUCAGUAUUAUAUUGGAAUUACUGAUUUAGGAGUUCCAUUUGGUAAAAAGAAGCAUUAUUUUAAGUAUUAUAUUAUCUGGCAGUGUAACUACAGGAUAUUCACUGUUCUGUUGUUGGGUAUAAAAUUUAUAUCUUAAAUACAAUAACAGUUUUUAAAAAUGUUUUUUAUUAGGGAAUGGUAUAGUAUAGACCUCUACAAUGAUUUUUAUUAUAGACAAAAUUACCGGUUCCUGUGGCUUCACAGGUGACACAGAAAAUUCUUCUCUCAUGAAUGAAGUGAAUUCCAUAUCCACCUGGUACAGGACAUUGAAUUUGUGUUGCAUAUUGCAUUUUCCAGUUUCUUGUAUUUGAAAUUUGUGACCCCAAAACAACAUUGGGGCAGAUAAUGAAUUUGUCUUUUCACUUUCAUGAUUUGAUUUCAUGAUUUUCUACUUCUUUGAGUUUUCAUGUUUUUUUUUUCCAUUAUGACAAAGCUGUGAAUAAAUACUAAAAGAUGACCAAAAACUUCAAAUGUUUAAAACUAAUUAAAAGCGAAAGUAAAACUACAUUUAAGCCAUGACUGGCAUUUUUUUUAAUGUGAAAAUAAUACUACUGAAAAUAGCACUUUUAUUCAAUGCAGAAAUUCAUGUCUGAAAAUGUGAUAAACCUAUUUAUAAGUGUAGUUAGUGGAAAUUGAAUAUAUGUUUCCUUUGUAUAUACACUUAUUAGGAACAUUUGUACAAUAUUUGUUUAUACCUCAAAAUUUUGGGCGCACGGUUGCACAUACAAAAUGUAGGUUAUAUAAGUUUAAUUGAUAGUUAAUGUCUUGUUAACAAUAUGUAAAUGUAGUUAAUCACAAGGUAACUGCUCGUAAAAGUUAACAAGUGUGUGUGACUGGUUACAGAAGUUUUAUACAUCUGUAGAAUUGUGAAAGCUGCACAAAUUAUGCAUGUUGGCUAGAUUCUGUCUGGCAUGUAGUUUACAUGAUGGAAUAAAUUCAAGUUUGGAUAAUGGU